Humulus lupulus (European hop) is the source of this 642-nucleotide messenger RNA. RefSeq lists its product as uncharacterized. The record is from RefSeq and is a predicted model, not a curated record. The transcript is spliced from 3 exons. Gene Ontology annotation, molecular function: zinc ion binding. NCBI's taxonomy places the organism in Eukaryota, Viridiplantae, Streptophyta, Magnoliopsida, Rosales, Cannabaceae. The coding region runs from base 1 to 642 and encodes 213 amino acids.
AUGACCACUUAUCUUUUGGAAGCAAAACCAGAAAAAUGGGCUCGGCCAUUCUUUCCAACGAAAAGGUAUAACAUUCUUACAAGUAACAUUGCCGAAUCUAUAAAUGCAGCAAUUGUGCAUGCGAGAGAAUUGCCUAUAACGUCGUUAAUAGAAGCUAUAAGAGAGAUGCUACAAAGAUGGUUUUCAACAAGAAAAGAAACAGCAAUCAACCAAUUUGUUGAGGUGACAAAAUGGGCAAAUGAUGAAAUGGAGAUCAAACUUGAUGUGGCAUUUCGAAUGAAGGUAGAUGCAAUUGAUGCAAUGAAAUCUAGUGUCACAUAUGGUGAUCGAGUGUUUGUUGUCGACUUGGAACAACAUAUGUGCACAUGUAAUGAAUUUCAACUAGAGGGAAUUCCAUGUGCACAUGCUAUUGCAGCAAUUAAAAGCAAGUGCUUGGACAAGUACAAAUUUUGCUCAAAUUGGUAUAAAAAUUCCGUUUUGAAAGAGACAUAUGCAGGAUCAAUUAAUCCUCUUCCAGAUAAAGAUGAUUGGAGUGUCCCAGAUGAAAUUAUAGGAGAUAGCAUGAAAGCUCCAAAAUUCAAAUCUAAAGACUAUAAAGAUGCAAUGUUAUACAUAUUUGUUGCGUUGUGGACUUGUGGAUAA